CAAGCCGCCAGUGAGCAGCCUUCAGCCCGGGGACGACUUGUUCGGUUUGGACCGCGGAUUAUCUGCUCAUCGUUACACAACUCGUGCUGCCGGUGGAAGCGGAGCUGAGAGAUGCCGCUUCUCCACAGAAAAGCCUUCAUCCGACAGAAACCUCCGGCGGACCUGCGGCCGGACGAGGAGGUCUUCCUCUGUAAAAUCACCCACGAAAUCUUCAGGACCUACGAUGACUUUUUCGAGCGCACCAUCCUUUGUAACAGCUUGGUGUGGAGCUGCGCUCUGACGGGCCGAGCGGGACUGACCUACCUGGAGGCGGUGGAGAGCGAGCGGCGGGCCAAGCAGAGCCUGCAGAGCUUCUCUCCGUCUCUGGUGGUUCCCCUGCUCCACCUGGCCACCCUGAGCCGACGCUGCAGGCUGACGGAGCUCUGCGAGGACGUCCACGCCUUCGUCAAAGACCGGUUCUUCCCCGGAGAGACCGUUGAUGUGACGGGACGCAGUGGAGCCAGACAUGUGUGUGAGAUCCUGCAGGUACACUCUCCUCAUUCCAGCGCUAACGGAGCUCCGGCUGCUAACGGCCACACCAAACCAGCUGAUGGUGACGCCAUCGUCAUCAGUGACAGCGACGACGAGAGCAAAGCCUUUCAGAGUCCCGCAGCACAGAUCAAUGGGAAGAAGAAGAAGCCUCUGAGUCCAACGGUCUUUAAAUACACCGUGAGGAUGAUGAAGGACGAACACAGUGAGCCCUUCACUGUCAAAGCCAAUCAGAUCAGUCGUAGGAAGGCCACCGUUUCCAGGGAGAGACUGAAGCUGCUCUUUAAGCAGCACUGUGAACCUCAGAAUGGGACCAUUGCACUCAAGCCCUCCACAGUGAUGAAGUACCGGCUGUCUGAACAAACCUUCUCUCAGUUCUUCCCUGAUGAGCCGCCCCUGUUCCCCUUCAGCCCCCCCUCUAAAGGUGGAGGGCGUGGCUCACCUGGGCAGGCGGGUUUGUCGCUGCUGAAGACAGCGGAGAAAUUAAAGCUGCUGCAGCAGAAGGAGGAGAUGGCAGCCGCAGCUCAGGACAAAGCUCGGCUGACGAAGAAGGAGGAGGCGCAGGAGGCCAAGAGGAGGGAGAGGGAGGACAGGGAGAGGCUGAAAGAGGAGCAGAGGAGGAGGUUUGAGGAGGAGAAACAGAGGAGGAGGGAGGAGAAGGAGCGCAGGAAGCUAGAGAAGGAGAGGGAACGAGAGAAGCUGAAGGAGGAGAAGAAGAAAUACGCCGAACGACUGAAACUGUGGAACAAACCCAGAGAAGACAUGGAGUGUGAGGACCUGAAGGAGCUGCCCAGCCCAAUUCCAGUGAGGACUCGUCUUCCAGCUGAGCUCUUUGGAGAAGCUCUGAUGGUUCUGGAGUUCCUGCGGGCCUUCGGCGAGGUCUUUGACCUGAAGGACGAGUUCCCCGAUGGAGUUUCUCUGGAGGUUCUAGAAGAGGCUUUGGUGGGUUCUGAUCCUGAAGGUCCUCUGUGUGAGCUGCUGUUCUUUUUCCUGUCGGCCAUCUUCCAGGCUCUGGACCAGGAGCAGGAGGAGGUGGCUAAAGACCAGGCAGAAGACCUGACGGAGGCUCUGGACGACGAGUCUGAUGCCACUCAGUCGGCGCUCAGUGCCGUCGCCUCAUUGGCUGCCGCCUGGCCUCAGCUGCAUCAGGGCUGCAGUCUGAAGCAGUUGGACUUGGACAGCUGCACGCUGUCGGAAAUCCUGCGCCUGCACAUCCUGGCGUCCGGUGCCGACUGUUACCACGGCAACGCCAAGUUUCGCUACCAGAAACAGGGCGGCUUCACGCUGAUGGACGAUCCGUGUGUCGAGCUGCGAUUGGCCGAGCCGGCGCUGCUGAAGAGACUCUCGAGCAUGGCGGUGUACGACCUGACACCAGGCGAGAAGCUCAGGAUCCUGCAGGCUCUGGUGGGGAAGCUGCUGACGUUGGCAUCCAGCAGAGAUCUGAUUGAAGACUGUGUGGAGGAGCAGAGAGCCGGCAGGCAGGAACUGAGAGAGAUCAGAGCUGAACAACACCGCCGCGAGAGAGAGGAGGCUGCACACAGGGUUCGUCUUCGUAAAGAGGAGAAGCUCAGGGAGCAGGAGCAGAGGCUGAAGGAGAAGGAGGAGAAACUGAAGGAGCAGGAGGAGAGACUGAAGGAGCAGGAGGAGAAGCAAGGACUUGUUGCAAACAGUGAGACCCCUGGAGAACAAAACAGUGAGGAAGACGAGGAGCACAACUCUUCAUCCAACAAGAAGAAGAUGAAAGCUAAACUCAACCAGAAAGAAAAACAACCGAUGACCUCUGACCCCAAACCCCCAUCCUGCCCCCCCACCAGCCUGACUGCAGAGGAGCUGGAGAAUGAGCAGGAGAAGGUUCGAGAGCUGCAGGAGCGGAUUCAGAAGGCGGCGGCCUGCACCUGCCUGCUUCCUCUGGGCAGAGACCGUCUGUACCGCCGCUACUGGCUCCUCCCCUCAGCCUCCACGCUGUUUGUAGAGGACGAUUGCUUCGGCCUGACCGAGGACAUGCUGCACCCGCGCCCAAAACCGGCAUCGGACGCCACAACCAAGAUGGAGGACGAGGAGGUCGCCAAGGAGGAGCCUGCAGAGGGGAGCGCCGGCUCAAGCCCUGCUCCCCUCUAUACCUGUGGGCCACCAGUCAAACGUCCCAACCAAUGGUCCUUCUACAGCUCAGUGGAGGAGGUGGAUCAGCUGAUUGAGGCUCUAAAUCCUCGAGGUCACAGAGAGAGCAGCCUGAAGGAGGCGCUGCUGCAGGAGAGAGAGAGACUGCAACACCUUCUGCAGAACUGUGACAGGAACAAAUACAGCCACACAGAUAAUCCAGAGUCGUCCAGAUCUGUCCCAGAAUGCACCGCUGCAGCUGAGACUCUGAUGGAGGUGAGACUGAGAGACCUGCUGCUGGACAUCGAGGACCGGAUUCACCAGGGAACCCUGGGAACGCUGAAGGUGAUGGACAGACAGGUGUGGCGCUCAGCGCUGGAAACGGGAAACUACGAGCUGCUGUGUUCUGACGGCAGAGAGAACGGAGGGAUGACCGGACGAGUGGAAAACAUGGAGGUGGACUCAGCGGUCCAUUUGAGACCCAGAGACAGGCUGCAGGAGCUGAAGUCGGACAGCGUGGCCUCGUGCAGCAGCAGUGGGACUCCUCAGGUGGUCAGCAGCUCGGUACGAAUCCUGGCUCAGGCCCUCGUCCACAUCGAGCAAGGCAUCGAGAGGCGCUUCCUCAAAGCUCCACUGGGUGAGGACGACUCAAAGAAGGACCAGAAGGCGAAGAAGAGCAAGAAGAAAGAUGAGGAUCUGGCCAGUGACGAUGGCAGCGACAGUGGUCGGGUCAGUAAGACGGUCUUGGAGCGAUGGAGGGAGUCUCUGCAGUCCUGCUUAAGUCUGUCUCAGGUGUUUGUCCAUCUGUCCAGUCUGGAGCGAAGCGUCCUCUGGUCCCGUUCCGUCCUCAAUGCUCGCUGUCGCAUCUGCAGACGCAAAGGAGACGCCGACAACAUGCUGCUGUGUGACGGCUGUGACCGAGGACACCACACCCACUGUCUGAGGCCCCGCCUCAAGUCGGUUCCAGAAGGCGACUGGUUCUGUCCAGACUGUCGACCCAAACAGAGAUCCAGCCGCCUCCCGUCCCGCCAGCGCUCCUCUGUCGAUGAGGAGGAGGAUGAAGAACAGGAAGAGGAGGAUGAAGAACAGGAAGAGGAGGAGGAAGAGGAGGAGGAGGAGGAGGAAGAAGAGGAGGACGACGACGACGAUGAUGAUGACGAAGAGGAGGAGGAGGAGGAGGAGAGAGAAGUAGUAGUGAGCACCAAGAAGAGCCUGGCCCUGCCCUCUAAAGGCAAGAACCAGCAGGCCGCGCCCAGAGGUCAACAGGCCGCGCCCAGAGGUCAACAGGCCACGCCCAAAGGUCAACAGGCCACGCCCAAAGGUCAACAGGCCACGCCCAAAGGUCAACAGGCCACGCCCAGGAACAGCAUCACCUCAGCAGGGAAAAACUCAUCAGCCUCCAAGUCCUCAGGGAAAAAGGCCACACCCCCCACAGUGAAGGCCAACACGACGUCUGGAGGCAAAGCUCCGGCCCGAUCUGGGAGUCGGGUCAGCGCCCGUCUGAGCCACGAAAUCCUGCCACCGAACGGCAACACCAAAACCUCACCUGGUCAAAGCGAGCUCCGCAAGAGACCGCCAACAGACGUGACCCCUCCUAAACCCUCCAAAUCUGUCCUCCCCGCUUCAUCAUCAUCCUCCACGUCUUCGUCCAGCCGACGCUCCUCCGGCAGGAACCAGGGAGUCCACGAGCUGUCGGCCUGCGAGCAGCUGACUGUGGAGCUGGUCAGACAUGAAGACAGCUGGCCCUUCAUGAAGCUGGUCUCCAGGACUCAGGUCCCUGACUACUAUGACAUCAUCAAGAAGCCCAUCGCUCUCAGCACCAUCAGAGAGAAAGUGAACAACUGUGAAUAUCAGACAGCAGGGGAGUACAUCUCAGACGUGGACUUGAUGUUCUCUAACUGUCUUCAGUAUAAUCCUCGUCACACCAGCGAGGCGAAGGCCGGUCAGCGCCUGCAGCAGUUCUUCCACUCGGAGCUCGGCAGACUCGGCCUAUCAGAGCGCGGCUCCGCCCCGCCCGCCAAACGCUCCCGACACUGAACCAAAUGCGCCCCUCUGACCUCGCUGUCGUCCUCUCUGCUGAUCGGUCCGGGGGCGAGACGCGGUCUGAGCCGUUUUCCUGCUGACGGACGGUCAUGGCGUCGCUCUCUCGUGACCUCUGACCCCCUUGAGCCCGUCGGCCUGAACUGCAGUCGAGCCUUUGGUUAGCAGAUGCAGGUCAGAGGGCUGGCGGGGGUCAAAGGUCAUGAAGGACAGACAUGAAACUAAUCAUAUGAAGACUCUCAGAUCACUGAGCUCACCUGAGACACCAGCUGAUCAGCAGUGUCCUCGCUGAUCAGCUGAUCUGGAGCUUCUGUAGAAAAGUUGUGGAGUAGAUGUUUCCUCCUACCUGCUGACGUUCAGGGCAUUUCUUUCCUGUCUUUGUGGACAGACAGUGACAUGUAGCAGACGUUCCCGUGGUGCUGUAGGACAGUAGAGGACAGUAGAGGACAGUAGAGUCCCGGCAGUUUUCAUCUGAUGUUUCUUUUCAUCCAGAAAAGCAAAAACCACUGAAGAGACUCGAGCCGUGCACUGACAAUUCAAAAGAAUCCAAUCAGGCCGUUUGUGUUUGCUCAGGGACAAAAGUUCAGAUUUUAAUGAAAAAUGUUUGACGGUGCAGCUGGUUUCGACUGAAGCAGAGCGUUGCCAUGGCAACCGGGUCUCAGGCUGGAUAUCGACAUCAUGGAAGUCUGUGGCGGCCGAAACCAACCUUUGAAACUCAGUGUUGCACCAAAAGAACGACAGAAAUUAGAAUAGAAAGAAACGAGAAGUGGUGCAGCUCGCCGCAGAACGCUGCCUCCACGACAGCCGCUGACCGCUGACCGAGGAAAUUUCUCAAUUUGGUUUCAUCCGGCAGAAUUUUUCAAAAAACAUUCAAUGUGUCGUCAAUGACGACAGAAACGAAAAAAAAAAAGGAAUCCGCCGCAGACUUCCAUGAUCACAACCUGAUCAUCUCAAGAUAUCAAACUGUUAACGAGGUCAUCACCAAUCAUCAUCGACAGCCCCUCCCACAACGCAGGCCACGCCCCCUGCCCACGGGUUUCCUUUAGUUUAAAAAAUGAAUUUUAUCCACAGAAGCCUGAUCUCAAAACCAUCAUUAGUUUGAUUAAAUGUUGAUUUCCUUCAUCUAAUGAUGAUGAUGAUGACAAACAAAGCGUUAUUCUUUGUUUUAUCGAGCUCUGGACAGAAUCUGAUGAAAUGAAUAAAAAUGAUGCAGGAGGGAGGAAACGGAGCAUGUGGUGUCACGUUUAAUUCAGUCCUGAUCGCAAACAGUUUGUUACCUCGAGGAAGGUGAAACCUGCUUCGGUAGAAGAAGCCUGAAGGGAACAACAGUCGUUCUUAGCUGGGUCUGUGGUUAGCUUAGCUUAGCUUAGCAUAGAGACUGGAAGCAGGGGGAGACGGCUAGCCUCCUGCUCACUGAUUAACGUGUUGUACUUUUAUAGCAGCUGUGCUCUGAAGCCACAGACGUGAGACUGAUACGGCUGACAGGAAAAGCUGCCGCGGCCUCUGUGGAUCUGGACUUUUUGUUUGUUGACUACUGUUUUCCUUCUUUAGUUUUGUUCGACGCGUUCUCCCUGUUAGCCUGACUGCUGCAGCUCAGUCAGUGUGUGUGUUUGUGUGUGUUGGUGGUGGAGGUCAGCUGUAGACACUACACUGGAGCCGAGCAGCCUCCUCCGCCGCGUAUUUAUUUAGUUCAAGUCAGGAAGUCGUCUUUAUUUAUGAGCGAGACGCUUCGUCCUGUUUGUUGUUCUGAUGAAAAAUAAAUGACUUUUA
This is a messenger RNA of Chelmon rostratus (copperband butterflyfish), 6435 nucleotides long. RefSeq names its product bromodomain adjacent to zinc finger domain, 1A (gene baz1a). Gene Ontology annotation, molecular function: protein binding. The coding region runs from base 112 to 4662 and encodes 1516 amino acids. The transcript is spliced from 30 exons. The record is from RefSeq and is a predicted model, not a curated record. NCBI's taxonomy places the organism in Eukaryota, Metazoa, Chordata, Actinopteri, Chaetodontiformes, Chaetodontidae. Gene Ontology annotation, biological process: chromatin remodeling.